This is a messenger RNA of Podarcis muralis (Common wall lizard), 1501 nucleotides long. RefSeq names its product ALK and LTK ligand 2 (gene ALKAL2). Gene Ontology annotation, molecular function: receptor signaling protein tyrosine kinase activator activity; receptor tyrosine kinase binding. NCBI's taxonomy places the organism in Eukaryota, Metazoa, Chordata, Lepidosauria, Squamata, Lacertidae. Gene Ontology annotation, biological process: positive regulation of ERK1 and ERK2 cascade; positive regulation of ERK5 cascade. The record is from RefSeq and is a predicted model, not a curated record.
CAGCAUAAGAAGGGACCGGGGCGGGGGAGCCGUGAGGGGAGAACUUCAGUGGCUGCGAGGCGACUCGAGGGGCUGCAGCAGAGCGGGACUUGGGGGAGAGCCGGCCGUCCACCCACUUGCAAGUCGAUACCGUCUGAGGCGGCGGCGGCGGCGGCGGCCACCUCGCGGAUACCCUAUAUAAGCCUCUAUAAAAGCGCGGACAUGGAGUAGGUGGCGGGAGAGCGGACGGCGUGCGCGCCGGGGAAAGGAGACAGAGCGCGGCGAGAGAAGCGAGGCUCCGGCCGGCGAGGGAGGGAGCCCCGUCGCACACACCGCCUCAAAGGGCGAACGGAGGCAGCUGGUUUCAGGGAGUGGACUCGGAAAGUGGCUCCAUCUAUCCCUCGUUUGACCUCGGAAGCGCCAUGGGCAGAUUCCUGAGAUCCCCUGCGUUGGUGGGGCUGGUGCUGGCGAUGCUUUCAGCGGGACAUUGCGAAGAGAGACCCGAAUCUAGCGCAGGGCUGAAGGAAAGGCAGAACCUCUUAAACCUGAUCAUGGAGAUCAUUCAGGAACUGAAAAAAUACCACCUGGAGGAGGACGAGGAGAACGGGGUUCAGUACAAACAAGACUAUCUUUUGGACCGGAGAAGGGAAGUAGUACCCGAUUAUGGAUCUUACUCAGAAGAACAGAGAGUUGAAAUAGUUCCUAGAGAUCUGCGAAUGAAAGACAAGUUUUUAAACCAUUUAACAGGUCAUCUUUAUUUUGGUCCAAAAUGCACUAAACACUUUCAUAGACUUUACCAUCAUACAAGAGACUGCACCAUUCCUGCAUACUAUAAAAGAUGUGCCAGGCUUCUUACUCGGUUGGCAGUAAGUCCAAUGUGCACGGAAGGAUAAGAUGUUACUACUAUCAAGGGAAAAAGCUAUUAUCAACAACCAAGAGAAGUGCCUUGGAAACCAACAGGGAAAUUGAACUUACCAUCUUUGUAACAUAUUCCAUUGUGAACAAGAGAUUUAUUUUUGCAAGUUGAUAGACUACUUCCCAUAAAAUCUUUAAAACAUGUGUUUUCUAUUCUGUCACCACUGUUUACAGAUACAUUUUUUUCUGGUAGUUUUUCCACCAUAACAAUUUAAAAUGUUUCAUACUUUAAGGCCACCCUAUAUCAGAAGUGUUGCAUUGCCAAAAAAUUCAGUGAAUUAUCAACCUCCCAAGUAAGAACAUGUUUCAUUUAGAGACGUCAUGGGACACUUUCAAGGAAGCCUUCCUGUGGAGAAGGUUACAUUUCUUGCUUAUGGAAUUCAAAGUGUUUGGUUACAAAUGUUUCAUAAAUCUGUUAUGGUGUACUCUUACUGAGUGCAAACUGCAUGCCACGUGGAAGAGACAAACAUGUUUUAAGUAAAACUUGGAUUCUGCAUCCACUAAAAUGCCAUCUGUUUCCUGUACAAUAGAGGUAUGAACAUUCCAGCUAAAUGUGCAAUAUGUAAAUACUGUAAAUAACAUACAUAAUAAAGUGUUGGGUUUAUAA